AUGCAUGAAAAAGUUUUAUUGGGAACUCUGUCUUCAUGUAGUCUUACAAGUGAACAGAGUGAAUCUAUUAAUGAAUUAAUGGCAAUACGAAAACAACAAGGAAGUGUAUGGGAAGAACUUCUCAUGCUAGAAAUGCGUGUUUUAUGUAAAUUUUUACCAGAAAACUUUGAUCACUUAGAAGAUUAUAUUGCUCCUAUCAGUUAUUCACCGUUGAACAAUAACCAAAAAUCAAUUCAAAUCCGAAAUCAACACUAUAAAAUUAUACAAGAAGCGAAACGUGAAUGGUUAAAUUGUUUUUUAAAUGCGUAUGAUGCUAAAUUUAAAGAGUCUGAUCAACAAUAUCGAAAUGAAAUUGGGAAAUUAGAAACUCAAUUACUAAACAAUAGAAUUGCCGAUAGCUCAUCUGUUGUCAAGAAAAUUCAUGAUUACAUGGCCUACCAAACAGAUAAAUUAAAACAAAAUAUUCACAAUAAAAUAUUCUCUUUUCGAGGAAUAUUGCUUCAAAAUCAUCAACGUGUCUCCCCUAAAAUAAAAAAUAUGAUUGGUGUUUCUCCUGAACCAUAUCUUGAUUUAACUUUUAAGCCUUUCAAUAAACGUCAAUGGCUUUAUCUCUCACUUGGGCCAUCUUAUAUACGUUUAAAUCAAAGUGCCAUUCGUCUAAGAGAUCAACAAGAGAGCACAGUCACAAAAGAACAUAAAAAUAUUUAUGAUAAAAUUGCACAGCGACUUAGCUCACACCCAUACAAUGUACCGUUAAAAUCAUUGAUUCUCAAACAAUAUUCUAAUCAUCUUCUUGAAUAUUUUAAUAAUUCUUAUUUUACUCCGUUAUCGUAUAAAGAUCAACUUCGAGCGAUAGAACAAGCAAAAACAACUGCAUACAUUCGAAAAAUACUUAAAAAGCACAAUCUUAUACUUCGCAUAACUGAUAAGGGUCAUAAUUUUUAUAUUGGUUCAGAAACUGAAUUUGAAAAAAAAGCACAAAAAUUUUUCGAAGAUACCAAUGCCUUCAUGGAAUUAUCAGUCAAUCCAUUGAAAGAAAUUCAAGAUAAAGUCAUUCAAUCACUCAAUCGACUACGUGAGAAGAAACUUAUAUUGCAAUGGCAGUACAAUAAAAUGAUGCCUGAUCGAACAAAAUCGGAAUUAGCUCAUCUAUAUUUCAAUCCUAAAACACAUAAGGAAGAUAUACCCGUCCGACCGAUUGAAAAUACAAUUCAUGCUCCAACAACAAAUAUUUCAAAAUUUUUAAGUGAAAUUAUAUCACCUAUAUUUGACAGCAAAUGUGCAUCCACAACGGUUAUUGAUGGCGUUUCUUUGAUCAAAGAGCUUAACA
Rotaria sordida is the source of this 1330-nucleotide messenger RNA. Lineage: Eukaryota; Metazoa; Rotifera; Eurotatoria; Philodinida; Philodinidae. The record is from the annotation of a GenBank genome assembly.